CAAGAGGGGCCGCUCUGCGUGGACGAAUAGAGCUCCGAUUACUACUCUUUUUUUCUCUCUUUCUUUUUCUUCUCCCCCCCCCCCCCCCCCGGGUUUCGUGUUCUUUGAUGGUUUGUUGACGAUACAACGCAACAGUUACUAGAGCGUAGAGGAAAGCAACGGAUGUCGUUUGCAAAAGAAAAAAAAAUACAUAAAACAAAAGCUCGAGGCUGGUGCUCGUUUGGUCGGGGCGAACUGCGAUCUUGGCAGCGGGGGAGCUGGGCUCUCCUCGCGGGGCUUGGACAGCGUAGAAGCCGAGAAGGGUGGGGGGGCCCAACAACUUUGGGGGAAUAGCUGGUGGUGUAACCCCAAACACAAGUUUUUGUCAUCGUUUUCAGUUCAGCGAGGUAUUCCAAGGAACUUACUCUACUUGCCGUCAAUGUUUGGAGCAGUUCCAGCCAUGGAUGCGAGUUGGAGGAACUGUUUCGAGGAGGAGCUUCUGUGUCCUAUCUGCCUGAAUGUGUUCGAGGAGCCAAUCCAGCUGCCAUGCAAACACAACUUCUGCAAAGGUUGCAUCUCAGAGGCGUGGGCCAAAGACAACGGCGCAGGGGUUCGCUGCCCCGAAUGCAACCAUGAGUACGAACAGAAGCCGUUACUGGAGAAGAACUUCAAAUUGGCCAAUAUCGUCAAGAGAUUCAAUGUGUUGGACUCUGAGAAGUCCCCGGUGGCACUGCACUGCGUUUUGUGCAGACGAGGCCCGCCGCUGCCCGUCAGGAAGGUGUGCCUGCGCUGCAAGGAGCCAUGCUGCCAGAUGCAUGUGCACACGCACCUGCAGCAGCCGUGCGUGGCGCCCGGUCACCUGCUGGUGGAUGCCGAGGAGUUGAGCGCCUGGACGUGUCCCAGCCACGAUGAAUACAGGCUGCUUCACUGCGAGGAAGAGCAGGUGGCUUUGUGUCCCUUCUGCUGCAUCUCCCAUUGCAGCGCCCAAAGGCACACGGUCUGCGACGUGGACACACAACACAUGCACAUGCAGGCCGCGCUAAUGAGACAACAAGACAGACUGGAGGGUCGUGUUCAGAACAUCGAUGAGCACAUUACCAAGCUGGAGUCCGACAAGACACUGAUGAAGGACGCAGUUUCAGACCUGAAGGAGAGAGUCAGGGACCAGUACCAGAGGAUGCACAGCUUGCUGGAAGCCAAACAGUGUGAAAGUAUUCAGAUGCUGGAGAGAGCGUACAGCUCGUACAGGAGGAAAAACUCCCAGCAGGUUUUGCACCUCAACGAGCGGCGGCAGCAAGCGGAAAAACUCCUGAGCUCAGUUCAAGCCUUCUUUCAAAGAGCCGACAACAUCAACUUUAUGAAGAACACAAAACCUUACCAACUACUAACUGAUAGGUCCAAUUUGCAGCUGAGCAGUUCUGUGCCUCCAGUCUCGGUGGGCCAAAUCAGCGCUCAUCAUUUCUCCUCUGGCCUCUCAACACAGGAAAAGAAUCUGCGCAAAAUCCUGGACGAACCUGUCAAUGAGGUGUCUAUCCUCGAGAUAGUCCAGACACAGUUAAGCCCUGUUGGUGCUCGCUCCGGACUCAAUAAGAGGAAAUAUGGCAUGGCUUUCCUGGAGAGUGCCACAGAAAACGCCACUUCGCAGCAUAUUCCAGCUUUGCUCUACACCAACAAAAUGCCUCUCCUGACUGAACACAGCCAACGCAGCUCAAACAUGUUCUCCUCUGAUGCUCUGGGGCAGAACGCUCACUCUGGUCAAGGCCACAGUCUCUUCCUGGACACUUCGGACCAUCACGUGGUGGGCCAACACUCUGAGGCCAUUUUCCCAUCACACCUCCGCGGCGGCGGCGGCGCGUCCCAACAGGCUGUGUACGACGGCAGGAAAGUCUUGAUGUGCUCCAGGCCUGCAGCUGCCCAGCCCCUUUACCCGACACAUGACUCGUUCGCCCCCAUCACCUCUCAGGAGUUUGGCACCAUACCUGGCAGCCAGCCCCUGCAGCAUUUACCCAUGAGGGGACUGAUGGAAGCCUCACAGGCAUCCAGGCGCCCUGACUAUUUUGGCCUGUACGGCCAGUCUUCAACCAAGCAUUACGGCACCAAGUAACAAUGUGGUCAAAUCAACACGAGCUUCACUUUUUUCUUCAUUUUGGAUUAAGAAUACAUUCAGCGUUCUCUUCUUAUUAAUGCAUCCACGACCCAAUGAGAUCCAAUAUAAGAGCUGGUUAAACAAUUCUGCUUUUACAAUGAUGAUACUGCGCACUAAUUAAUAAUUUAACAAUAUAUUUAUUAUUGUGGCUGUAGUUUACAGUUGUGUAGAACGGCAAUGUUCAUGUGUAUAUGUUUCUAAUAUUUUAUGCUCCACAUUAAUAAACAUAUUGUUAAAAUCAUUAGCAGUAGUUCGACCUUCCUCUGUGGAGUUUGCAUGUUCUCCUUGUGCGUGUGUGGGGUUUCUCUGGCUUCCUCCCACAUUCCAAAAGCUUGUUUUAUAGGUUAAUUGAGGACUCUAAAUUGUCUAUAGGUAUGAAUGGUUCUUUGUCCAUAUGUGUCACGCGAUUUCCUGGUGACAAAUCCUGGGUGUAGCCCGCCUCUUGCCCAAAGUCAGCUGGGAUCGGCUGCAGCACACCCGGUAUCCUAAUGACAACAAGCGGUACUGAAAAGGAUGGCUGGAGUAUUUUUACUGGUUCUAAUUGUCCAAGUGUACCCAUUGAAGUCCCCAGUUUGAUGGUUAAAUGAUUACAUAAAGUAAUGAGAUUGGCACUUUUAUGUUAAAGUAAUAUGAUUAAACUUAUUUUCCCCUAUUAUAUUUUUAAAAUCUGUUCUAUUCCCAUCUACAGCUUUAUCUUAUACUGUCAACUCAUGUUGACAUUAUAAUGUGGAUAAUAUAUUCCUAGAUCAAUGCAGUCAGUCAAGUGUAUGUCAAAGGAGGUGAAAUCAUUUAAAGAAACUGCAGUGACUGAACAGACAUCAGUGCCUAAAAAAAUGUCCACGUGGCUUGAAUCAAACAAUGGACCACAGAUGUUUGUCAGGAUUUGAACACAUUUGUAAAGGUUUCAAGAAACCAGAAUCAGUGGAAAUAAAUAUCAAU
Molecule: messenger RNA, 3064 nt
Organism: Phycodurus eques (leafy seadragon)
Lineage: Eukaryota; Metazoa; Chordata; Actinopteri; Syngnathiformes; Syngnathidae
Product: E3 ubiquitin-protein ligase TRIM8-like
Exons: 8
Coding region: 419-2083 (554 amino acids)
Source: RefSeq, a predicted model, not a curated record